AUAUUAAUCACAUCCUGUCUAAAAUGGAGUCAAUUCGCGGCUUAAUCAAAGAGUUUCGGUCAUAAUUGGUCAAGUAUUUGAAUCCAAUCAAUUUUCUUCAGUUAAGUAGAUCUUGAUCCUCCUCCGUUCAAUCCAACACCAGACGUUAUGUCCGCGUCGAAAGCUCCUUUGCACUGCAUGAUAUUGCUUGUGGCAUCCUUUACACUUUUGUUAAAGUAAGAUAUACUUCUUUAUCCUUCUUUUCCAAAGGAUUUGUCUCGGCAGGGGAAAAAAUAGGCUUCUUUAAUCUGAAAAUGACAUAGGAAGUACGGUGGCUUGCUAGUCCCUGGCCCUUUGAAGCGCAUUCAUUUAGACUUUACAGUCAAGUUCCAACCCAAUCUAUCUCAUAUAUCCUGGCAAAUGAAGCCUAUACGAUCCUUUGACAUGUUGAACGUAAUUUGCCGUGAACAAUGAGGCGGCUCGCUCUAACAUUUUUACCUUCUCAUGCAAGUAAUAUCCCAAGCAUGAUGAGUCCACAGAGCUCUAAUGCAAUCAGGGAUCUCUUCAAAAUACGUAGUCUCAAGAUAUAAAGUUAUAAUAACCAGACAUUUCUAGAGCAUCUGUCCCCAUAGCCAAACUUUAUACGUUGUCUUGGGCAUUGUCUCAUGAUUUGAUUGAAACAGUCGUCGGCCACUCUUCAUUCGGGUUUUGUGUUUCUUUUAACACAGUGACAUCUCAUGACUUCUUAAUGACAUGGUGUGUAGUUAGGAAGCAAAUGCGCCAUCAAUUGGCACGAGAAACAGAGCUCAUGGAAAUGGAGAAUUCUCAUCACCAUGAAGAAGAGAAAAUGAUCAGAGUUCUUUGUGAAGCAUCCCAUAACGGGUGUGUUUCAACUUUGAGGACACUGAUCCAGCAACACCCUCUGGUUCUUCACAGAAUCAACCCCAGAACUACUUUCAUUGACACACCUUUGCACAUAUCAGCCUCACUUGGCCAUCUUGAAUUCACAAGAGCCCUUCUUGCUCACAAGCCUAAACUGGCCCUUGAGUUAGACUCCUUCCGAAGCACGGCCCUCCACAUAGCUUCUGCAGAAGGCCACAUCCACAUUGUGAAGGAGCUUUUGGCAGCUUACGAGCAGGCUUGCUUGGUGUCUGAUCAAGAAGGUAGAAUUCCAUUGCACGUAGCUAUAAUAAGAGGCAGGUUAGAGGUUGUGGCAGAGCUUAUCAGGGCAAAGCCAGAGUCUUUGAAGAUCCUUCACAAAGGCAGAACUGUUUUGUACUUGUGCCGUUGUGCGUGACAUAUAACCACUUGGGGAUCCUCAAAGCUUUGGUGGAUUCAAGCUUUGAAAUUUGUGAUGAGAUGCUUAAUUGGAGGGACUUGGAUGGCAACACCGUUCUCCACUUGGCCAUCAUGUUGAAGCAAGUUGAGACUGUAAGGUACCUGGUGUCAAUUCCUAAAAUACAAGAGGCAUCAACGUUGAGGAAUAAGAUGGGUUUUACAGCCAGUGACAUUGUUGCCGGGGUUCCAAAGGACAUGAGGAGUCUUGAAAUACAAGUCAUACUGAUGAACAAUGGCUUUAAAAGUGACAAGACAGAAACAGAUAUAAUUACACAAGCAUCAACAACUGGUGAUGCUGUUGAGGAAGCAGUGAAACCUGGGAAGAAGAAGUGUUGGAGAAAGAUGACCAAGCAUAUAGAAAGUUGGUUUGAGCAUAAUGGAGAAUGGUUAGAAGAUAUGAGAGGGAAUCUGAGUCUGGCGGCAAUUGUCAUCUCAACCAUGACCUUUCAAUCUGUCAUCAACCCUCCAGGCGGCUUCAUUCAACAAAAUAUAUCUAAUCCAAACAACACCACUUCACCCUUCGAUUGCUUGGAGAUGAAGGAUGAUUAUGCAUGUCCUGGGGAAGCCGUACUUGCUUCUGCAGAUCCAGCUAGCUUUCGCUACUUCAUAAUUCACAGUACAGUAGCUUUCGUUGCGUCUCUGGGAGUAACCCUGUUGCUCAUAAGUGGCCUUCCUCUUAAGAACAAGGUUGUGAUGUGGAUGCUGUCUAUGGGAAUGUGUAUCACACUCUCAGCAUUGGUGCGGGCCUACUUUAUUGCCUUCCUCAUGAUAACCUCAGAGGAACUCUGGAAUUCAACUGAUAAAAUGCUCAACGUAGUGGAUUGGACUUGGAUGGCACUGUUUGCACUGGUUGGUGGAUAUAUCCUAUUGGCCUUUCUUAUUUGGCUUGUCAAGUACUUCUUCAAGUUUAUUAAGCGCAUUGCCAUGGCGAUCCAUGUGCAUAGGCAUGUGAGGCGCCUGCCUUGGGCCUCUCAACCAGCCUCUUUGUAG
Messenger RNA from Neltuma alba, 2307 nucleotides. RefSeq lists its product as uncharacterized. NCBI's taxonomy places the organism in Eukaryota, Viridiplantae, Streptophyta, Magnoliopsida, Fabales, Fabaceae. Gene Ontology annotation, cellular component: plasma membrane. The transcript has 2 exons. The record is from RefSeq and is a predicted model, not a curated record. The coding region runs from base 1339 to 2307 and encodes 322 amino acids.